Messenger RNA from Asparagus officinalis (garden asparagus), 1524 nucleotides. RefSeq names its product PI-PLC X domain-containing protein At5g67130. Gene Ontology annotation, biological process: lipid metabolic process. Bases 78 to 1337 code for a protein of 419 amino acids. NCBI's taxonomy places the organism in Eukaryota, Viridiplantae, Streptophyta, Magnoliopsida, Asparagales, Asparagaceae. Gene Ontology annotation, molecular function: phosphoric diester hydrolase activity. The record is from RefSeq and is a predicted model, not a curated record. The transcript has 8 exons.
CUCUCUCUCUCUCUCUCUCUCCCGCCCUUCUCUCCCCAAAAAAACCCUCGCUCUCAUUAUUUCACCCUUAAAAAUCCAUGAGAAAUUACCAAUUUACCCCUAUCUUGCUCCUCUCUCUCCUCCUCGUCCCCUCCCCCGCCGCCGCCUGCUCCUCCGGCGCGUGCCAGCUUCUUGAUUCUUGCUCACGUGCCGACGACUGCUCCGCGGGACUCUACUGCGGCAAGUGCGCCGCCGCCGGCAAGAAACAGCCCAUCUGCGUCCGAGGGCAAGCAAACCAGCCCGCCUCGAUCGUGAAGGACUUGCCUUUUAACAAGUAUACUUGGAUAAUGACGCACAAUUCGUUCUCGAUUGAUGGUGAGCCAUCUUCUACUGGAGUUCCGAGGGUUACAUUUUAUAAUCAAGAAGAUACCGUCACGAAUCAGCUGAGGAAUGGUGUUAGGGGAUUGAUGCUUGAUAUGUAUGAUUUCGAGGGGGAUGUUUGGCUCUGCCACUCGUUUCAAGGGCAGUGCUACAACUUCACUGCAUUUGAACCAGCGAUUAAUACUUUAAAGGAGGUGGAAGCUUUUUUAUCCCAGAACCCCUUGGAGAUUGUGACUAUAAUAAUUGAAGAUUAUGUUCAUGCUCCAAAGGGGUUGACCAAGCUAUUUACAAAUUCUGGGUUAACUACGUAUUGGUACCCUGUGACAGCGAUGCCUGCUAAUGGUAAAGAUUGGCCGAGUGUGUCGGAUAUGGUUGCAAGGAACCACCGGUUGUUGGUCUUCACUAAUAUUGCAUCAAAGGAAGCGGAUGAAGGGAUUGCUUAUCAGUGGCGAUACAUGGUGGAAAAUGAGCCUGGAGAUCCAGGGCUUGUUCCAGGCUCAUGUCCCAACAGAAAGGAAUCACCACCACUGAAUUCCAAAUCAUCAUCUCUGUUUCUUAUGAAUUACUUUCCAACAUUUCCUGUUCAGAAUGAAGCCUGCAAAGAGCAUUCAGGUGCACUUGGUGAAAUGGUUAAUGCAUGUUACAAAGCAUCGGGAAAUGUAGUGCCUAACUUUUUAGCAGUCAAUUUUUACAUGAGAAGUGAUGGAGGAGGUAUUUUUGAUAUACAAGACAGAAUAAAUGGAUUAAACCUCUGUGGAUGCAAGACAAUUGCUGCUUGCCAGGUGGGAGCUCCAUUUGGAGUGUGCAAGAACAUCGGAUCAUCUAACUCUAAUCCUCCCCCAUCAAUUAAUAAUAGAGGAGGUAUUAUCUCCGGAACUAUAGAAUUGUCGGGAUCAGCUUCUACAACAGUCCACACUUCUGAUCCUCUGUUGGUAAAACUGCUUCUAACAUUAACGAUUACGGCAUUGUUAUUGUAGUCUUUAUCACUCACCGUGUCACAGUGUGCAUUAUUUGUUAAUGAGUCUUUUUCCCCUCUCUUUUCAUGAGGACUUAUUUUUCCCUAUGAACUGUAUUUGUAUCAAUUGUACAAACUUAAGGGUCCAGGUUGUUUAAUUGAUUAUCACUUCACCACACCACAGUGUGCAUUAAUUGCUAAUGAGAAAA